GUUGACACCUCCGAGUCUGUCAAUCCAGGAGAGUGCGUGUGGACCAUGCACUAGCAAUAUGCCUUUUAACUUGACAACAAUACGUGAUUUUUGUUCAAAUUGUCCUCCCUGGAAACAUAAAAAAGACGGAGAAAACGGAGACAACCCUGAGGCAAAUGGCAGAGACAACAACAGUUUUGCAUGUUCAGAGUCAGAGUAUGGAGAGGAAGACGCCGAGGAAGAGCCUGAACCCAUUAAGUAUUUCCCUCACAACUCCACAAAGCAAGUGAAGCCGCUGCCACUGCCACCAUCGGAUGAUACUGUAGGCAUCUACAAGGCGCUGUGGCCAUUCGAUGCGCGGGCAGGGGAGGAAUUGUCUUUUGAGACGAACGACUUGUUCAGAGUUACAGAGCGGUCGGGGGACUGGUGGAAAGCGGAGAAACUCGUCAAUGGACAGGUGGUGGCCAGCGGUGUUGUACCCUAUAAUUAUCUUGUUAAAGGAGAGACAUUAGAAUCUCAGCCGUGGUAUUUUGGAAAGCUAAGUCGGUUUGAGACCCAAAACCUCCUUAUCACUUCUACAAAUCCUGAAGGUGCAUUCCUGGUACGACGCAGUGAGAAGGAUGAUGUGGGAUAUGUCUUAUCUGUGAAGGCUGAUGAUAAGGCGAAGCAUUUCCAGAUCUUGCAGGGAGGGGGAGGGUUCUAUGUGGUGGCCAAUCGGGUGUUCCCAGAUGUGGCGGCCCUGGUGACGCACUACAGAAGCAACUUGCUGUCCACCAUCCAGAUUACAGAGGCCUGUGUCCGGAUGAAGCCAGAGCCACAGGAUCUUUCCCAUAUAACAGUGGAGAACUGGGAACGUCCCAAGACCGAGUUCACUCUUGGAGAGAUGCUGGGCUCAGGUCACUUUGCUGAAGUGUACCGUGGAAAGUGGAAAGAUGUUGCCAAUGUUGCUAUCAAGGUCCUGAAGAAAAAUGAUGACCUGGACCACCGUGAGUUCCAUCUGGAGGCACAGAUUCUGAAGAAGCUCCGCCACAAGCACCUCAUCUCACUCUUUGCCAUCAGCACCGAAGCCAUGCCCUUCUACAUCAUCACCGAGCUCAUGGCGAAGGGCAACCUGCAGCUCUUCCUCAGAGAUCCAGAGGGACAGAAUAUGGACUUACUCUCCCUGACGGACAUGGCCAUUCAGGUGUCCGAUGGCAUGGCCUACCUCGAGUCAGAGAGCAGCAUCCACCGUGACCUGGCCGCGCGGAACGUUCUGGUGGGAGAGGGAAACAUCUGCAAAGUGGCAGACUUCGGCCUCGCUCGAGUCAUCAAGGAGCCAUUUUAUGUUUCGGAUGACAAGACCAUCCCGUAUAAGUGGACUGCUCCGGAAGCCAUCAGCCACGGAAAAUUCUCGCACAAAUCAGAUGUCUGGUCGUUUGGAAUACUGCUCUUUGAAAUCUUCACUUAUGGAGGCCAUCCAUACCCAACUUAUUCAAACCAUCAGAUAUUCGAGCUCAUCACCAGCGGAUAUCGGAUGCCACGCCCAUCCAAAUGUUCAAGGCCCAUUUAUGACAUCAUGCAGAAAUGCUGGGGCUGGUCACCAGAGGAACGACCCAAAUUUAAGGAGCUCCGAUCCGAUUUGCAGUCCACACGUUCCUACGAUGAGUGAAUCCCAUAGAGCUGUGUUGACGAUCCGGAGGCAGUAGGGGGCAGUGAUGAGUUAGAGACAGAGCAGGAUGCAGACACAGCUCGGGAGCAACCACACGGUGGCAGCAGUUGGAGACGGGACACAAGUGAGUUUAAGAACUGGGGUGGUGGUGCCAUGUGGGCUCUGUGGCAGAAACAUACGUGACAUCAACUUGUCAAACGACUGUGGCACAUUCCUUUCAGUGGACUGAAGAUGAUGUGACAUGUAGUGCUCUUUGGAUCUGCUUGAGAAUGCCUCUGGAACAUGUGAACAAUGUUUUUCCGGAAACAUAAUGUGACUUGAAUUAGUUCUGAAUUAGUAUUACCAGAAUGUGUUAAGAAUUAUUAUUAUAUAUAUUAUAUAAUGAUUUUAUUGUGAUUAUCAUUACAGUGAUCUUCUUUUCACUACCUUUUAAUUGAGAACCCUCUGAAUAAGUCAUAAGUGUUUAUACUGCUUGUGUAAUAUAUUAACAGAAGGUAGGCCACCUUUGAGCCACUGCUGUCUGAAAUGGGGCCUUGAUAAUGAAUGAAUUGAUUUUAUAGCUGU
Molecule: messenger RNA, 2191 nt
Organism: Sardina pilchardus (European sardine)
Lineage: Eukaryota; Metazoa; Chordata; Actinopteri; Clupeiformes; Clupeidae
Product: protein-tyrosine kinase 6-like
Exons: 8
Coding region: 59-1627 (522 amino acids)
Biological process (GO): protein phosphorylation
Molecular function (GO): ATP binding; protein tyrosine kinase activity; protein binding
Source: RefSeq, a predicted model, not a curated record